This is a messenger RNA of Geodia barretti, 774 nucleotides long. The record is from the annotation of a GenBank genome assembly. NCBI's taxonomy places the organism in Eukaryota, Metazoa, Porifera, Demospongiae, Tetractinellida, Geodiidae.
AUGGUAGGGGACGUCCCCGUUGGCGGCCCCGAACCGGUGGUCAUGGCGGGUCCCUGUUCGGUAGAGGACGAAGAGCAGAUGGUAAGCACCGCCAAGGCAGUCAAGGCCGCUGGCGCUCGCGUCCUGCGGGGUGGCGCCUUCAAGCCACGGACUUCACCCUAUAGUUUCCGUGGCAUGGGUCUGGACGGCCUCAAGCUCUUGAACACUGCCAAACAGGAGACGGGCCUACCCAUAAUCACCGAGGUGAUGACACCCGGAGAUGUGGACACAGUCGCCCAGUAUUCAGACGUGUUGCAGGUUGGCGCCCGUAACAUGCAGAACUACAACCUGCUGGAUGCCGUCGGUGAAACCAGGAUGCCGGUCAUGGUGAAGCGCGGGCUGGCUGCUUCCUACGAGGAAUGGUUACUGGCCGCCGAGUAUGUUCUGGCCGGUGGCAACAAUAACGUAAUGCUUUGCGAGCGGGGAAUUCGUUCCUUCGAAAGUAUGACCCGUUUCACGAUGGACGUAGCGGCCAUACCUGUAAUCAAGCGGCUGAGCCACUUGCCCAUCAUUGGCGACCCGAGCCACAGCACCGGCCACUGGUAUCUUGUGACUCCCGUUGCGCUGUCAGUAAUAGCCGCGGGCGCUCAUGGUUUGCUGAUCGAGGUGCACCCCAACCCGGAUCUCGCCAAGUGUGACGGUCCCCAGUCGCUUACUUUCGAAAACUUCUCCAACCUGAUGAACCAGGUGCGCGCCGUCAAAGGUGCCCUGGCGGGGGAGCCGGUCGGAGCAUAA